AGCCUGAUCAUUGACAACUUGCGCACGGGCACAUCCGUUGGAGCUAGAUACAAAGAUGUCGGAUGAUGACCCCGUGUGCCCGAAACCAGCAAUAGAGGAGGCCUGCAAGCCAGAGUGCAUCAAGCAGUUGUUAAAAUAUCAGCAAUGUGUGAAGAGGAUAGAGGGCAAGCCUGAAGCCCAUUGCACAGGACAAUACUUCGACUACUGGCAUUGCGUCGACCAUUGCACUGCGCCUCGAUUAUUUUCAGUGCUGAAGUGAAGGUACUCGGAACACGUGAGACUUCUCGGUGAUGAUGAGUAGCGGGAGUACAGUCUCAAGGAGCAGAUCUCUUUUCUCUGGUGUGCAGCACUAGCUGGCAGUGAGAGACAAAUUGAGUGCAUACAUUGGUGGUGGCUAUGUGAACAUGGACAUCCAAGCGGUGUUGUCUGGGGAAGGGAUCAGUCAGUCCUGCUGAUCCCUGCCCUGAGUCCGUGGGUAGGCUAGCAGAUUAGUCCAUAUAUUAGGAUGCUCCCCAGUACUGCGGAUGCUUGUGGCAUUUUGCUGUCCAUCACGUGGAGCAGACCAUUGCAACGUGCAGAUCACAAGUGCCAAAAAUGCCGCAUUAGAGGAGUCCGACAUACAUAAUAAAGCACAUGCGUGAAAUUUGUGUAUCGCGAUUGAAGAGAACGUAAUGGUGUGACAGUCACCAAAUUGCAGCUGUUGUACACUCUCUCAAUAU
Coccomyxa subellipsoidea C-169 is the source of this 719-nucleotide messenger RNA. Its product is annotated as putative ubiquinol-cytochrome C reductase complex 7.8 kDa protein. The coding region runs from base 56 to 259 and encodes 67 amino acids. The record is from RefSeq and is a predicted model, not a curated record. Gene Ontology annotation, biological process: mitochondrial electron transport, ubiquinol to cytochrome c. Lineage: Eukaryota; Viridiplantae; Chlorophyta; Trebouxiophyceae; Coccomyxaceae. The transcript has 2 exons.